CCUCCCUCCCUGGGCCUCCAGGGAAAGGCUUCAGGAGACACGAGUUCACUGCAAAGGUACCAGUCUGUUAUACCAAGGCAGGCUCUCUUUCAGGACAACGGGAGCAGAAGAGGCACAAGUCUGGAUGUUGUUCCCAGGGACAGGGCUUGGAGGAGUGGGGAAUAUUUUGUGGGUGCAGACAUGAAAUUAAUGCUGUUGUGUUUCUUUGUUCAGCAGAGACCGACGCAGUUUCCGCGUGCAUUCAGCAUGACAUACCAGCCCGCUGGUCUGAACAGCCCAUCUCCCCCUGCCCGUGUGGACGCGUGGGCUGGAGGCCGCCCAUCGCCGGUGGGUGCCAUGCAGGCUCCCGUGGCCUCCGUGUACAACCCUCUGCAGAGCUCCGAGCUGCGGCGCAGGCACAGCUCCUCCUCCAGCCCCAGCCAGGUCCGGGUGGGGCCUGAGCAGCUGAAGCAUGCGGCCCAGGUCUGCCCCAACAGCCCUGUGGAAGUGGAGGUGCCGGGACUCAAAGUGCUGCACGUGCAGUUCAAUUCUCCCCUGCAGCUCUAUUCGCAGAGCAACAUCAUGGACACUCUGCAGGGGCAGAUCUCUUCUGUUAGCCCUGAUUUCCCCAGUUUAGAUCAGCAUAACCAGACCCCAGGCAGCAUUGCCAUAGACAAACAAUCUGAGGUUUACAAGAUGCUGCAGGAGAAUCAAGAGUCAAAUGAGCCACCCAGACAGUCUGCUUCAUUUCUUGUGUUGCAAGAGAUCUUGGAGUCAGAGGAGAAAGGAGACCCUACCAAACCAUCUGGAUUUAGGAGCGUCAAGGCCCCUACCACAAAGGUGGCCUCAUCGAUUGGGAAUGCCCAGAAGCUGCCCAUGUGUGACAAGUGUGGAUCUGGCAUUGUAGGGAUGUUUGUGAAGAUCCGGGACAAGCAGCGCCACCCCGAGUGCUACGUGUGCAGCGACUGCGGCACCAACCUCAAGCAGAAAGGACACUUCUUUGUGGGAGAGCAGAUCUACUGCGAGAAGCACGCGCGGGAACGGGUCAUUCCCCCCGAGGGCUACGAGGUGGUCACCGUCUUCCCAAAGUAAACGUGCUGCUCACAAAGCCAAGGGGAUGAUUUAUCCUCUGCUGAUUUUCCUUGGAGAGCAUUAUCCCUACCCCCUGCAGAAUCUUGUUUGCAAUAAGGAAUGUUAGGCAUGGCUUUGAAUUUCCUUGUCAUUAUUAAUCCUCCAUCUGUUCACAUGAGAUGUCACUAAUUGUUCAACAUUCUUUUCAUCCUCUCUUUCACUUUUUUUUAAUAAACAAUUUUUUUUCUUUCAUUGUGCUGCCAAUCACACAGGAAAAUCAGAGGCCAAAGUCAGAUUACAACUUUUCUGUGUUCUAGUUAUUUGCCAUCCAUUUGCCUGCAAUAAAUGGGGUGAAUCCACAAGGUAGAAGUGUCUCCUUUCUGCUGUUUUCCUUGUGCACUGGAUUGUGGCUCCCAGAAUGCAGUGCAGCAGAAGAGAUGCCCAGUGCAUGGCUGUGUUUGUCCUGGAGAACAGUGGGAGGUAUUUACAAAGUCAGUCAGGCUGGUCUUGCUGCCAGCUGAGCUGUGAGCAGCUGCCUGCUGGCACCCAGCAAGGGCCAGGAGGGCAUAGCCAAGGUGCAGAGCAGCCUGGGGGCCUGUGCCCAGUGCAAGGCAGCUGAGAGCUGCCUCCUCUGUGUCCAGCACUGCUGCAUGAUGGGACUGGGCAUGGCAGUGUUUCCUGCUACUGCAUCACCACAGAUGGCCCUUUGUUCCCCACGGUCACUAACUGAGCUCUAGGAGAAAAACGAUCUCAUGAUGCUUGCUGGAAACCAGGGAACCUGAGAGUGAGGAAGGGAAAGUUUGAGUGGCCACAGUCCCUGUUCUGGCUCCCCCUGGGGGAACCACAUGUGGCUGCCCAAGGCAUCACCCUGCUCCUCGUGCUGCUGCUGUGCACAGCUCCUGGAGACGCCUUUGGGGGCUGAUGUGGGGUGGGGAGCACGUGCCCCUCAUGCCCUGGACAAAGGGCUGAUGGUGCCUGAGGAGCAGAACCUGUGUAGAGCACAGAGGAAGCCUGCAGUGGUUAUUUCUCUCACACUUCUAAGUGAGAUGAUGGCUAAUCAUGUAAAAAUAAAUGGUUUCUAAGA
Messenger RNA from Zonotrichia leucophrys gambelii, 2134 nucleotides. RefSeq names its product PDZ and LIM domain 1 (gene PDLIM1). The coding region runs from base 181 to 1071 and encodes 296 amino acids. Lineage: Eukaryota; Metazoa; Chordata; Aves; Passeriformes; Passerellidae. The record is from RefSeq and is a predicted model, not a curated record. Gene Ontology annotation, biological process: actin cytoskeleton organization; muscle structure development; heart development. The transcript has 5 exons. Gene Ontology annotation, molecular function: actin binding; muscle alpha-actinin binding. Gene Ontology annotation, cellular component: stress fiber; adherens junction; Z disc.